This is a messenger RNA of Candoia aspera, 2502 nucleotides long. It is a transcript of the gene CFAP100, whose product is annotated as cilia and flagella associated protein 100. NCBI's taxonomy places the organism in Eukaryota, Metazoa, Chordata, Lepidosauria, Squamata, Candoiidae. Bases 296 to 2197 code for a protein of 633 amino acids. The transcript is spliced from 16 exons. The record is from RefSeq and is a predicted model, not a curated record.
UCUUUCUGCGCGGUCUCCCAGCCGUGGCCGAAAGGGCUUCUGCGUCCCCGCGAGGUGGAAAUCUCCCGGGCUUCUCGGCAGAAGUCCCUUUUCCCUUGGCAGAAGCCACGUGGGCGCAAUCCCCUCUGACAACCCUCGGUCGUUUGCCUGGUGUUUUCAAGGAUGUCUGAACUCAGUCCUUCCCGGAAGGGGCCCAAAAGCUCCUUACAGGCCAAGAUCCAGUGUUGCAUCUUAAGACGUCUGUUCACUGAGUGGGAAUUGGUCAGCCUUCUUGUUAAGCUAGAACACCCUCAAGAUGUCUGGAAUCUCAUUUGCACCUUCAAAUGUAUCUGAGGGCUCAGAAGGCUCUGAAGAAAUUUACAGGGCCCGGAUGUUAUCUCAGCAAACAGGAGAUGUGUUUACAAUACCAUCUGCUAAGUCUAGCUCUAGACCAGACACCAAGUCAGGGUCUGCUCAAGUCAAAGAUUUGCUCUUGGAAACAAACCCAUUUAAAGUCCCAGCAGAUAUUGAUAUUUUCUUGCUGCGGGACAAACAGAAAGAAAAGGCCAGAAUGGAGCGAGAGCAACGGAAGACUCUGAAGGUCCAUGAGAAGAUGACUUGCUGCACCCUGCAGAGUGCCAAACAGUCGGGGUUCAAGAAAGAGAUCCAGAUGGAAGAAGAAGCUGAGGACAAAGAGUUAGCAGCAGAAGCUGAACGACUCAAAGCUCUCCGAGAAAGCAUCUCUUGGAAAAUAGCAAUUACUAAAGACCAGGUUGUAGAGAGAGAGACCAUGCAUGACUACAUCAAUCAGAAACGGCAGAUGUUCUUGCUGCAGUAUGCUGUAACUGUCAAAAAAGAUGAAAUUCAGAAACUGGAAAAUCUGGCAGUGGAAGAAGAAGCAAAGCUGGAAAAAGCUGAGGAAGACCUAGAAAGGGAUGCUGCCAUGUUUGAUGAGUUCCUGAAAGAGAAUGACAGAAACUCUGCACAAGCCCUGAAAAUUGCUGAAAAAGAAACCAAAGCAAAACUGGAGAAAAUAAUUGAGAUCCGAGAGCUGACAGCACAAAUGAUGAACAUCCAAAGUGAGAUAGCCCGGUUUGAGGACACUUUGCAGGAGUAUGUGGUGUUCAGGGAUUUCCUCUACCAACUGUCUCCCAAAGAAUGGCGGGAUGAUUAUGAAAGACGACGGAUGAAAGAAAAGGCAAUUAAACUCAAUUCUGACAUUAAAGAAGAAAAAAGUUCAUCAGCACUAUCAAAAGGGAAGGAUGUUCGAGAUCUUCGAGACAAGAGCCGACGGCGAGCAACAAGCCUAACAAAGCAUUCCAGUUUUGAUCUAAUUAAUACAGACCUUAGCUCUUCCAGAACUCCAAGCCAAAUUUUAUCUAAAAAAGAGUCUCUCAAAGUAAUCCGAGUAUCUUCUAGGCAGACUGUAAGGUCUCAACAAAGCAGAAGACAGAGUGUUCAGAUUGCCGUAUCAGAAGAAAAAAUUACUCCAGAAUUAUCUGAUGAAGAAGAUGAUGAGGUACCUGAAUUAUGCUUUACAGAUCCACACCAACUGCUGCACCUUUUCACAGAGCUGGAAGAACAGAACUUGUCUCUGAUUCAGAAUUCUCAGGAGACAGAGGAAACCUUGGAUGAGCUUCGACAUACUUUGGUUAACACACGCAAUAAAAUGGACUGUGAAAUAGAACAGUUGAAACUGCUUGCUGUCACUCUGCAAGCCAACAUUAUCAAAGAGGAGGAGACAGCAGCAGACCUUGAACUUAAAGCACGCGUCUUUUCUUUUGGGGAAUAUAAAGCAGAUGUUCAGGAUAAAAUGUUGGUGAGUUUGCAUCGAAAGGUGCUAGAAGUCUAUCGUCGCUGCAUUGGAGAGAAUGAGGCAAACCUAGGAACCUUGCAGAUGCUUACUGUUAUAGAACACCAGUUAGAUGAUUUACUAGAAUGCCUUGAGAGGGUACCUCAAACAAAGAUAGAACAAGCUGAGAAAGCCAAAGAGAAAGAACGAAGGAUGAGGAUGAGAGAAGAAAAGAUCAGGCAGCAGAGACUGCUGCAGGAAGAGCGGUUGCAGCGGGCCCUGGCAAGAGCCCGAGCUGAUGUUAAGAAGAAGACUGGCAGAAGACUCAUUUUUCGUUCUGAGCCUCCUGCAUUCAAGGAAAAAGAAAAUGAGGAUCAGGGGCUGAUUGAUAAAGAAAAAGAAGAGCUGCUCUAUUACUUUACUUAGCAGUUGAAAGCUGGAAGAAAUUACGAAACGAACAGCAAGUGACAAACUAACAAAGAGAAAAUGUGUCAGUGGAUAGUCUGCAAAUUGGAGGAGAAAGCUAUCCUAUCCCAAGUAUAGUGAACACAGCAGAUCAAAAUAUAGAUGACAUCUGUUCAUAGCUGUACACUAGAAAUCCAAAUUUUGCUCAAUUUUUAUUGUCUGUAAAAUAAUAGAUAGAAAACCUGUCUACCAAAGUGAACCAAAAGAUCGUAAUCAGACUUGCAGCUAGGAAAAUGAAUGUACCACUAACAUGUAUGAAUUUCUUU